AUGCUAUCCGUCGUUAGGAUCACUUGCGAAGUGUUCAUCUGUAGAGGCAAGGAUAGACUAUUUCUCUCUAUCUCUCUCGAUCGUUCGACUCUCUCUCUCUCUCUCUCUCUCUCUCUCUCCACUCUAACAGACUCUUCUAUAGAUCGAUUGACUCAACCCCGAUCAACACUUGAACAAUCGAAUCUCAAUCGACCGGCUUCUUUCUUUCAAUUCACUAACUAUCGAUCGACUCUCAUUCGAUCGACUCUCGCUCAACUGAAUCUCUCCCUAUCGAGUAUCCAUCGAUCUACCCUCAUUCGAUCGACUCUUCAUCCAUUGACUCUCAACCGAUCGAUUCUAUAUCGAUCAAAUAUUCUUCGAUCGUCUCCCUCGCACUCUCGAUCGACUAUCCAUCGAUCGACCCUCCUUCGAUCGACUCUAUCUCGAUUGACUCUCAAUCGAUUGAUUCUUUAUCAAUCAACUCUCUUUCAAUUAACUCUCCUUAGAUCGAUUCUCUCUCGACCGACUAUGCAUCGAUCGAACAUCCUUAAAUCGAAUCUCUCUUAA
Messenger RNA from Acanthosepion pharaonis, 546 nucleotides. NCBI's taxonomy places the organism in Eukaryota, Metazoa, Mollusca, Cephalopoda, Sepiida, Sepiidae. The record is from the annotation of a GenBank genome assembly.